Molecule: messenger RNA, 1539 nt
Organism: Rhineura floridana
Lineage: Eukaryota; Metazoa; Chordata; Lepidosauria; Squamata; Rhineuridae
Product: proteinase-activated receptor 1-like
Exons: 3
Coding region: 151-1326 (391 amino acids)
Biological process (GO): blood coagulation; thrombin-activated receptor signaling pathway; phospholipase C-activating G protein-coupled receptor signaling pathway
Cellular component (GO): membrane
Molecular function (GO): thrombin-activated receptor activity
Source: RefSeq, a predicted model, not a curated record
UCCUGUUCUCACAGUGGCCAGCCAGGUGCCAUGAUUCCAUGAUGUCUGAGCAGGAGUCUUUGGUGAGAUAUCUUUUUGAAAGUGAAAAUCCCUGGUUUCCUCUUAAAGACCUAGUGGAAACAAAAUAAGAGAGGCACCUCUGGAGAAGAAAUGGAUCCAUCUCCGAAGAUACUGUUUUCUUUGCUCAGUAUAGCCUCCCAUUUAUUUAGCACAGCAACAGCAAACAAUUCAUCCAUCAUCAAUGCAUAUUCCUCUUUUGGUAGUACCCCUGUUAAGAAAAUAAAUGCUAAUGAUAGUUUGGACAACUACAAUCAACACAUAGUGGAAAUCACAAAAGAUGCUGAAACAUACUUGACUAGUCCAUGGCUGACUCGUUUUGUUCCUUCCAUCCACACUGUUGUGAUUAUAUUGAGUCUUCCUUUAAAUAUUAUAGCAAUCCUUGUGUUCAUCAUCAAAAUAAAGCUUAAGAAGCCAGCUGUAAUCUACAUGCUCAAUCUAGCUUCUGCAGAUGUACUCCUUGUGAGUGUGCUUCCUUUUAAGGUUGCCUACCGUUUUUCUGGUAACAACUGGGCAUUUGGACCUGAAAUGUGUCGUUUUGUCACUGCCACCUUCUACUGCAACAUGUACUGCUCCAUCCUGCUGAUGAUGGUGAUAAGUAUAGAUCGUUUCCUGGCAGUGGUGUACCCAAUACAGUCUCUGUCAUGGCGCACACUGAGACGUGCUUCUUUGGUCUGCUUUGCCAUCUGGCUUCUGGCUAUAGCCGAGGCGAUGCCUCUGCUUGUCACUGAGCAAACAAAGAGAGUAUUUUCGUUAAAUGUUACUACCUGUCUUGAUACAUUAGAUUUCUCUGUUAUUAUGGAGACAUUUCGGUAUUACUUUUCUGUAGUAUCUAUUUUGGGGUUUUUUAUACCGUUAUUAAUCUCUGUCACAUGUUACGUGUGCAUUAUAAAGAAACUUUCUACAUCCAGCGCUGCCACAAAGCCAGGUAAAAGGGGACGUGCCAUCCUCCUUUCUGCAGCUGUCUUGUGUUCUUUUAUUGUUUGUUUUGGCCCAACAAAUGUCCUGUUACUAGUGCAAGGCAUAUGCAUUUCACCUGAUGAACCCCUCGAAAGUCUGAAUUUUGCCUACCUCUUAGCAGUCUGUGCUGGUACCAUAAACUGCUGCAUUGAUCCCUUAAUUUAUUAUUAUGCCUCUUCAGGGUAUCAAAGGCAGGUCUGGAGGCUCCUGUGCUAUAAAAAGCAUUCUGAGCUUGAAAAAGGAAGUCAGACAACAAGCAGUAAUGUGGCAAGUCUUUCUACUGAUUUGAACAAUUUGUCUCUAGCAUAGCAUUUUAUAGUUAAUAUCUGCAGUACAGUAAUACGCUCAUUCAUAAACAUAGGUGCUGCAUGUCGCAGGGGUGAAGAUUAGUUUAUAGCACCUGUCUUUAAUCUCUAUGCGUUUCUCUCUCUAUAGAAUUGAAGUGCUUUCUUAUAUUCAAGGCUAUGUAAUUUCAAACCGUAUUUUUUUUGCUGCCGUUAAAAUUAAAAGUAUUGUCUGCCC